Trichoplusia ni (cabbage looper) is the source of this 591-nucleotide messenger RNA. RefSeq lists its product as uncharacterized. Bases 68 to 424 code for a protein of 118 amino acids. The record is from RefSeq and is a predicted model, not a curated record. The transcript is spliced from 4 exons. NCBI's taxonomy places the organism in Eukaryota, Metazoa, Arthropoda, Insecta, Lepidoptera, Noctuidae.
GUGUAAGUAAACAUGGCAAGGACUCAUUACUAGAUGAACCGUGGUGAGAAUAAGUUUGUCAACCAAAAUGGCUUCCAAAAAUGUAUUAGUGAUCUGCCUUUUCUGUUCCAUAAUAUUUCUGGUGGAGAGUCACGGUCCCCCUAAAGACCGAGACAGCGAAGACAUCCAAAUGGGGAGGAAGGUAAAAAAAUAUCUGAUACAGACUGGUGCCAAGUGGUGCAGCAUGGCGAAGGUGUGCAACCACGACCGCGUCCCGAUCUGCGGGCUGAGCCACGCUGGUGACGUCAUGGGAUUCAGGGACCUCUGCGACAUGUUCGAUUACAACUGUAUUAGGAGGAGGAAUUACAAGCAGACUGCCUGCCCGGACGAUAGAUCGGUCCUCUCCGUGUCCCGCCGACCUACUAACAGUUAUUUCGAUGACUGAUCGCUAUUCUAAUUAAAAUUCUACUCCAUUCAAAUAUUCCAAUUUCUUUCUUUUUAUACUUAGUUUUUCAUUGUAAUUGUUUGAUUAAAUGAAAGUGUAUUACUAUGGUUAGGAUCGUUUUAUUUCAAAAUGUUUGCCAUAAGUCCUUUGCCACAUAAGCGAUGACC